UAUCAUUUAAGAGCAUAUGAGUAUCAUCACCAGCUAUUUCCUCUUGGUCAUACCAUCGAAGCACUCUGGGAAUGGUUUAGAAGGUCCAAAUCGCAACCGGAACCUUAUGUUUGGGAGAUCCCAUACAAAAAUCCUUCCUGGGAACCUCAAUUCAUCAUGCAUGCUACAGAUCCGAUGAGUGAAGAAGGAAUGCCAACUCGUCUUAGAGAUCAGCAGGCAUUGGCUUACGAACUUUGCCGAGCUAACUACACAUUUUUGCUGGCAUCACAACUUUUCAACGUCCAUCGAGGUAUCAAAACCGUCACGACUAGUAUGGACUCGGCUGUUGUAGAACAUCAGACAAGGCUGAGGUAUAGGUGAGU
Messenger RNA from Cylicostephanus goldi, 362 nucleotides. The record is from the annotation of a GenBank genome assembly. Lineage: Eukaryota; Metazoa; Nematoda; Chromadorea; Rhabditida; Strongylidae.